CCUCACAAGCAUGCUCGAGGAUCCGAACCUGGGGCACACCUUCCUCGUCAUUGACGCGCUCGACGAAUGCGUCACAGACCUGCCUCUAUUCCUGGAUUACAUCGUCGCCAAAUCACCCGUGUUUUCGUGCGUCAAGUGGAUUGUCUCAAGUCGCAAUUGGCCGGAUAUCGAAAACUAGCUAAAGACAUAUCUUGGCAACGGAAAGUGGGAGGAGACCGGUUGCUGCGAUGUUUCAGAACAGACGGGACAGGCUGACGGGCGGUGGAGUUGCACCAGGUAGUGGAAACGCAUCCAGGCUUGAUGCGGAUUGGGCUCCCAAGGUUCGCACGCUGGCGGCUAACCGAGACAGUAAUGAUACUACUAUAAGAUUGCUUGCAGGUACAGUACCUGAGGUACUGGGCAGACCUAACGAAUACGAGCUUACACGCCGUGCCGACAGGUAUAAAUGCCUUCCUGAACAGGGCAACUGGGAAGGUAGAGCGGCACGGAGGCCUGGGUACACUAAUCACCUACCUUACGGAUUACACUGAUUAUGCUGUCCUGGGCAUAGCUUCCCCUAAUUAAUAAUUGAACGCUUUCCUUGUAUGUACUAGUAUGUGAGGUAGCUUAAUUAGGUAUGUUUAAUUAC
Thermothelomyces thermophilus ATCC 42464 is the source of this 628-nucleotide messenger RNA. RefSeq lists its product as uncharacterized. NCBI's taxonomy places the organism in Eukaryota, Fungi, Ascomycota, Sordariomycetes, Sordariales, Chaetomiaceae. The record is from RefSeq and is a predicted model, not a curated record. Bases 11 to 178 code for a protein of 55 amino acids. The transcript has a single exon.